AUGAUGAAAAACGCUAGUGGUUCAUUCAAUCCUUUCCAAUCGACUGGGUUAGUAGCAGUUGUGGGCACUAUUUUUGCCCUUGUUAUUGCCGGCACAGCGCUUGGCCUAGGAUUAGGCAUCGGGCUUCACAGUGAUAGUCAAAAUCUUACUCUAGUCACAUCAACCACCAUUUCGACAUCAGUGACAACAGCUAGUACCUCAACAACAACAUCAACAAUUCUAUCGACAUAUCAAGGAUCUUUAACGAAUAGUAGUGCAGUGUAUGGCGGUGUGAAUCAAUCAACAACUAACUAUACCUUUGAAGCUAUUCAGGUGUAUACCAAUACGACUGGUACCUAUACUUUUACAGGCACUAGUGGUAGUAAUUUGCAAUUGUACGGAUAUCUUUACAAUGGAACAUUUAUUCCUACGAAUCCACAAACAAACUUGAUUACAAAAUCCGAUAGUUCAUCCGGAUCAUCGCUUCAAUUCAAUUUGACAAGUGCCAUCACGAGUUUCACUGAGUAUAUUUUGCUGGUGACAUCGGCGAACCAAACAUCAACGGGAUCUUUUAAUAUCACUGCAUCUGGUCCUGGAACGAUAUUGUUCACUCGGCGAAAUGUAUACUCACAAUUCGUAAAUUACGGAAGCACGUUUAAUAGUGGCACUGAUCAAGUAACAAAUGGUUCCGUGUAUAUCAAUCUUAACAAUCCAGUUACGGGAGUGGACGGAACAGUUAUUACAGGUUACGUCAGUCAGGUGUCUAUGACGUUCUCUGUAGCACCAAACGCAACGGGAGGUUUGAUUUAUAUUUAUGUAAUGAAUCGAACAGCUACAACGUUAACAUUUACUCCAAGUGGUUUCUAUCAAAUACCUUCGACAUCGCUUUCAUCGACGACAGGCGUUCAAACAGUUAGUCUUCCUCGUAACCAACUUCCUGUAAAUACUGGUCAAUAUAUCGGGGUGGGACAAAGUACAGGCGGUGGUAGUUUAGCCGCUGUUCAGAAUCAGAAUAGUGCAUCUUUUGUUACUUCGAGUUUCACUAGUCUACCUGCUGCUACUUAUACUAAUGUCACCAAUGGCGUUGCAUUUCAAUAUCAAAUUUAUACUGCAGGAGCUGUGUAUGGGUAA
This is a messenger RNA of Adineta ricciae, 1110 nucleotides long. NCBI's taxonomy places the organism in Eukaryota, Metazoa, Rotifera, Eurotatoria, Adinetida, Adinetidae. The record is from the annotation of a GenBank genome assembly.